AAUGCUAAUAUAAGCUCCUAUUCCUCGAACUAGAUUUGCCAUUACUCCUACUAAUGUUCGACCAAUUCAUGUUUGUCUAGACAUGACACCAACUAGACAAUUUUCCAAUCAUAAUAGCAUUUUGAAUAUGACUUAAAGAGCAGAUGAUAGAUUACAAAUUCGACCAGUCGUUUAAAAUAAACACCAAUAAUCAAUCAUUAUCAAACAAGAUAACAUCAAUAGAGUUCAUGGCAACUCAUUUUUUCAAAACUAAUCUAAUAAGGAAAUGUAAAAUUAAAUCUAAGAAUUAACAAAAUAAAAGGAGAAUAUGUCUUAAAUUUUAUCAGAAGCCAUUAGAAAAAAUAAUCUUCUCUAAAAAUAGUUAGAUGUACUCAAUCCUAUUUUAAUUAGAAACUUUAAAGUGAUAAAACUGAACAAACACUCUAAUUUUAAGUAAAUUUAGAUUAAUUUCAAGAAGAAAUCACAUAAUUAACUAAUAGAUUAGAGGAUUUGAUAAUUGAAAAUGCUUAGCUUUAAGAAUCAUAUUAAAAUUAACAAUUCUAUAUAGAGUAGUUAGAAUAUUAAGAGAAUGAUAAUUUUAACGUCACUUAAAAUUUCGGAUAGUUGUGA
Molecule: messenger RNA, 609 nt
Organism: Paramecium pentaurelia
Lineage: Eukaryota; Ciliophora; Oligohymenophorea; Peniculida; Parameciidae
Source: the annotation of a GenBank genome assembly